AUGGCCGAAGGUGAGCAACCACUUCCUGCUGAAGAGGAGCUUCUCCAGCAACAACACCCGCCGCUCGUUGGAUCUCUCGUCGAUCAGCAGCAAGACGUUCAAUUUCCAGUUGGGCAGGCUCAAAUUGAACAGCAAAAUGAUCAAAUUUUAAACGAAGAACUUGUUGAAGCAGUUCAAGGUGAGAAAAUUGUGGCAAAUUCUGUAAAAAAGUCGAGAUCUCAGAACCAGAACAAAUAGGAACCGUAGCCGAAGAGCCGCUAGUCGAGCCAGAAGUGAUUCCGUUCAUCGGAAGCGCGCAGCCGGCUCCAGAAGUGAUUCCGUUCAUCGGCCACGCGCAGCCCAUCAACAAUGUGCCGCUUUACGAGCAGGAGCAGCAGGACGCACAGCACUAUUACGACGAGCCGGAGCACCAGAUCGAGCAGCCGCUCGCCGGACAGUACUUCCAGCCGUUCAGCGACCAUUCGAACAGAAACUAUGAAUAUGUGGAGCAGCAACCGACUGCCGACGACCCAGCACGUGGCCCGAACGACGACGAAGAGCACAUUGGCGACAGGGACGGCUUGUCACAACCAGAUAAUGCUCUGCCGCGCGACACUAAUGAGAGAGGGAACACGGUGGCCGCUAAUUCGGCGCACGACGCUACUGAAAAGACCAUCUGGAUUGAUUCCGACUCGAAUGACGACACGGAGGAGGUGAUUCUGAAGCAGAACUUCUUUCUUUCCUACAGUGUAAGUACCCGUUUUUCUAGUGAAAAUAUGGAAAUAUAUCUUUUCAGGAUCAUAACUACGAUUGUGCGGAUCCCACGGAUCGUGUGACUCACCCACAGGAGGGAACAUUCCCGGUCAUAGGAGGGCUUGACGAAGGUACAUCGAAUUUAUUGGAGAAAAAAGUGAAAAUUUAACAUUUUCAGCCGGAAAUAUCGUGAAUCAAUGGAUGCCCGACACUUCCGAUCUGCAGGAAGAACCAGUUCCGGAGUCUCCGACCUCGAUGCAGCCGCAACAGCACCACGCACACAUUUCGCAACUUCAACAUCAUCUGAUGCCACCGCAUCGUCAAGGCCACGUCGGAUUGCCAACGCGUCCAGUGCAGCCGUACUCGAUCGGAGGCACUCAGGUCGACUAUCACAGAGUUGUGCAUCCUGUUGGGUUAGUUUUGCGCGAAAAUCUACCAAAAAUUCAUGUUUUUCAUGUUACAGACGCGGAGAGCCUUCACAACAAUACCGCAUGGUUAACGACUACGGAAACGGUGUAUUGCCACGCGCCACGAUUGUCAAUCCACGUCUGCCGGCUUCUGCCGUAAUCCGUGGUGGAAGAGAAAUACCGGGCGGCCAUCAGGCGAUCUACCAGUCGCCGCAGCACCCGAUGGGACUCUCCCGAGUCGGAGGAGCGCUUCCGCCGCAAAGAAGAAUCAUGGCGUCGUCCGCACCUGGAUCCUACCAGCAUAUUCAGCAUCCGGCGCCCGGCGGCAACAUUUUGCGUCGUGGGAACAUGCCGCAAAGAGCUCCAGGAUCACUUCUGGGCCCGAAUCGUCAGGCGACGGCUCUUCGUCCGGUGCAGAUCACGAGACCACUGGAUAUGCACGAGAGAGAGUUUGUGGAGCACCCGCAUCCGCUUCAGGCUCAGCCGCCGCCCGCCGCCCCGCCAGCUCGACGCAUCGCCGACGUGGCACCGCACAGAAUGACGCAGGAGCAGAGACAGGAGCAGCUGCAGAUGGUCCGCGGACGUCCCGCUCCGCAUUUCGCGAUUGCCGAGCAUCAGCAGCAGCCAACUGGAGUCGCCAUGCAGAUUCGUGGAGGUCCGGGAGCUGGUAGAAUGAUCGUCAGAGGACAGCAACAGCAGCAGCCGACCGGGGCCGGAGUUCUCGUGAGAGGAAGAGCUCCGGGAGCCGAGGAACUGCUCCGGGAGCCGCAAAGACCGGUCGAACCACUAGUCGACGCGCCACAGUCGCAGACGAGAAAGUUCCAGCUCAAAGUGACAGACACGUACUCUGCUCCGAUCCAGAAGGCCAGCGAUCAGCUGCCGGCUCAACUCACCGAGGAUCCGCCCGAGGAGCCGACCACCAGCUCGUCCAGUGAGCCGAACAGCGCCACGAUUCCAACUACGGAGCCGGUGCAAGAGCAACAGCAGGUGCCUGUCAAUAUUGAGGAGAUCUCGUCGCCAAACCGUCAUGUUUCGCCGAUGAAACCGCAAGGAAUCGUCACGAAGCCGACGCCGCCGCAUCGUCUGACGCAGGAGGAGAAGAACGCGCAUUUGGCCAGAGUUAUGGCUGAAAAGGUUCGGAUUUCUAAGUUUUUCGACCUCAGAAACCAAACGAUUUUCAGGAAAAAUCUCAUAUUCCACUGCUCAAUGCUUUGCCGGCUGCAAUUCCGGUUCAAUCGCUUUUGUCGGUCGAUGGUCCGUCCUCGUCGGGCCAGAUUCCAGUGCGUGCAGGACAUCCGGAUGACACGCUCGCCACGAUUCAGCACGUUUUUGACAAUCCAUCGAAAGGCAACAAUCUUCCGAACACGCCGAGAGAAAAGGAAAUAAUCUCGCAAAUCGCGGAGAAUUUGCGUUUUUCGGCUGAGAAAUACGAAACGAAAAAGGUUCCAGAUGGGGCGAGACGCCGAAAUGACAGUGGAAUGAGCGCCGGUAGUGGAGGAGGACAUAAUCCGUUCCAGCGAUACGAUCUCUCGCAACAAGGAUCAUCUUCGAUGCACCAACAACAUCCGCAACUUCAGCAGCAUCAGCAGCAUCCACACGUGCAGGCGCAAGUUCCGCUCCUCGGACAGAAUCUCAUGGAUCCGCCGCAUCGCCCGCGAGGACGUCCGAAGGGAAGCACUGGCCCGCAGAGAAAUCGUUGGUCGUCCGGACAAGAACCUGUGGCUCCGCACCGUGUGGGCGGUGCCAGAACUCUUCCGCCGCGCCAACAAGCUGCUCCGGCCCGCAACGGAGUCGUCGAGGAGGACAAUUCGGACUCGGAGAACGAGACGGUCGACGACUGGGAGAUGCGAUGCCAUUGCGGAAUGAAGCACGGCGACGGAGAGACGGUCGAGUGCGAGCAGUGCAAAAAGUGGCAGCACAUCUACUGUAUGGGCGAGAAGCCUGGCACGAAUUUGGACGGAUACAAGUGCGAACUGUGCCAGCCGAGACGUCUGCUCGUCACGAAGCACGACGCAAUCCGCAUUCAGAGGAAAGAGCUCGCUAGAAUGAAGAAGGCGGCGUUGGAGGAGAAGAAGAAAAAGAGAAAGAGCGAGCCGGCGGAGACGCUCAAAAAGAACGCUCAACUGUCGUCGUCGGCGAGGAGAUCGAUGCCGCAAGCCUUUCCGCCACCGGUUCCACGCGUCGCGCAACUCAACGACUAUUCCAAAGCUUGCUCCACUCUUCUCGCGACGAUGGGACAGACCGCCGGAGCGGACACGCUUCUGGCAGAAGCCCGAGCGCAGCAAAAGGCUAAGCGACUCUACGUGGAGCAGAAUGUGCCGGCGCUCGUCGCCAUGGAAAUGAUACCAACUCGUUCGGUGGUUCUGGAGGUCAACGGACACGUCACGAUGCACCACGAGAUCAAGCGACAGGCGGGCGGCGGUGGAUACAUCUUCAUGUACGACGGACUCAUGAAAGGCACCUCCGGCGAGGACAUGGGCGAUGUGCAGGAGCUAGUGUGUGUGGACACGAGAAGAAAGGGAAACGACUCGAAGUACACGAGAAGGUCGUGCCAGCCAAACUGUGUGCUCAAGCACGUGCUCGGAUCGAACGCGACACUCGGCAUCAUGAUCGUGGCCACCAAGGAGAUCCAGUACAACGUGGAGAUUACUCUUCCGUUCGACCUCGAUUGGGGCUACAGCGAUGUUCCGCUCGAGUGCGCCGAUCACAUGCACAACAUCAGGGACUGUCCGUUCGAGAAGCAAAGAGAGGCCUAUUACAACUCGCGCAACAAGGAGAAACAGGCGGCUGAUGAGAUAAAACGAAAGAAAAUGGAGGAGGAGAGAGCCGCCGCGGAGGAAAGACGUCGGAUGGAGGACGAGGUGAGACGCGAGCGGGCCGAGAAGGUGCGCAAGAUGGACGAGGAAGCAGAGCAGGAACGGUUGGAGGAGGAGCGAAAGGAAAAGGAAAGGAAGGCGAAGGAGCGGGAGGAGAAGAAGAAGCGCGACGCGGAGAAGAAGGCCGCUUCCGAGGAGACAAACAAGGACAAGGAGAAACAACGUUAUUCGGAGGCCAGAUCUUCGGCUGAACCGCAGAAAUUGGUUUAAAAAAAAUUUAACUCAAACAUUCUAAAAAUCGUCUUUUUUCAGUCUCGCGACGAGCUUAAAGUUCAACAAAUCGAGAAGCGGUUUCGUCGCCAGGAGGAGGACCUAAAACGAAAGGAAGCGCAGAAAGCGAAGGCUGCGGAGCGUGCCGAACGUGAAAAGUCGGGUACACCAGGACCUUCUUCCGCUAGACGUUCCACAUCGAUCGAGAAGAGCCAGACGAGGAAAAGCGAAUCCACGGAACGUCGUCUUCUUUCUUCCUCUUCUCGUGAACCAACCCCGCGCGGAGCCAAGAAGAAAAACAGCAUUACUGCGACCGCGGAGAUCAAAAAGCCACGCGCCUCGACUGUUGGCUCGAAUAAUGGCGCCCAGAAGAGAUUGUCGACGACGCAGACUUCGACUCCGCCCGUGAAAAAGCAGCGGCCGGAGCCGGCGGAGAAGUUUUUGGUGAAAGAGAUGACGGACGAGAUGCACGCGAACGCGAUUCUGAUAAGCAAUAGACCGCGCGAAGAAUUCAAACUUCCCGAUUUUAUAAAGACGGCCGGGGAGAAGGUGUCGAAGUGGGCGAAGGCGUUGAAGGAAGAGAGCAGAAGCAAGGAUGAUGCGGAGAUUGAAAAGAAGAGAGCCACGAGACGCACUAUGAAGAGGAAACUGGACGAUGUACAGAGGGAGGAAAAGGCAGAGAGCGAUCGGAAAGCCGCGCAACGCUUACAGACGGUCGUUAAGAAGUCGGUUACCGAGAAAGAGAAAACCGUGGAAAAGGCCGCCGGCAGAAAGAGAAAGGAACCGGAGGUAAAGCAGGAGCCGAUGGACGAAGAUUCCACUGCUGCCGUUGCCUCGUCUUCGUCUUCGACUUCGAAUCCAGUUCCAUCUGCUCCAGAAGCGCCGAUUCCAGCUCUCGAACAGGAAAAGGAAAAGGAGGAGCCAGUUGUUGCCGAACCGAAACUGAAAGCCAUUAAAGUGGAGGAGCCGGAGGAGAAAGACGAGGAAGAAGAGAAGGCGGACGAGUCGGGCGACAAGAAGCCGGAACAGAAAAAGGCGCCGAAGAAGCUAUCGAUCGAUCAGUACAAGCUGAGAAAGGCGGCCGCCGCGGCCGGAGAGCCGUCGACGAGCGGAACCACGACGCGCCAGGGAUUCAUUCCGAACACCGAGGGACCGAACACUGUCAACGUAUCGGUAAGAUUUAUGCUUGAAAAAAUCACUAUUAAACGAAUGCUUUUCAGCUCUCCGAGAUCCCAAUGGACGGCCAGUCGUCCUCUUCUGCCCACGCUGCUCCGAUCGACAUCAGCUCGAUCGCUCUUCCUCCGACUGACUCGCCGAACACGCGUUCGCGCGCUCGUGAGGCCGGAAACAGCAUCAGCGACGACGAGCCGCCGGCGCACAGCCAAUCGCUACAAGACCGUCUCAUCUCGGUCUUCGGAAUCGUGCCGCCGACGGUUCCGACCCAGAGAUCGGCCGAAACUAUCCGCCCACCACCACCACCGGCACCGUCCGGAUCGACCACCAGAAACGGACCGACUCUCGGUACUAAUUCAGUUUACUUUUAAUUUGUUCUUAAAAUUUCUGCUCUUUUUCAGUCGAUGAUUCGAUUGUCACUCGCCGUACGCGUCCGUCUCGCUGGCACAACUGA
Caenorhabditis sp. 36 PRJEB53466 is the source of this 5852-nucleotide messenger RNA. NCBI's taxonomy places the organism in Eukaryota, Metazoa, Nematoda, Chromadorea, Rhabditida, Rhabditidae. The record is from the annotation of a GenBank genome assembly.